Molecule: messenger RNA, 1436 nt
Organism: Nicotiana tabacum (common tobacco)
Lineage: Eukaryota; Viridiplantae; Streptophyta; Magnoliopsida; Solanales; Solanaceae
Source: RefSeq, a predicted model, not a curated record
CAUCUGUCAUUUUAUCAUUAUCUCUGCGUCAUUUUCUCUCACAAAAACCCUUUGGCUACUGCUUUGAUUUCGUGUACCCCCAAAUCUCCUCCUAUCUUUCAACUUUACUCUUACCCCAACACAACUCUUUGUAGUCAUGUCUGAGGGAGAGAAAGUUUUGCCUACUGCAUCAGCAGAUGAGAAGUCUGGGGCAUCUGAGAAUAAAAAAUCUUCUGAGUCUUCCUCCACAGAAGCACCAUCAGGAGAGGCGAGAACAACCUCUACGGCUGCGGCUGGAGCUGGGCUUCAAAAUCCCUUUGAUUUCUCAGCCAUGUCUGGACUACUUAAUGACCCAAGUAUCAAAGAACUAGCGGAGCAGAUAGCGAAAGAUCCUGCAUUUAAUCAGAUGGCGGAGCAGCUUCAGAAGACCUUUCAAGGUGCUGCAGUCGAAGAGAGCGUCCCCAACUUUGAUAGCCAACAAUACUAUUCCACAAUGCAACAGGUUAUGCAAAAUCCUCAAUUUAUGACAAUGGCUGAGCGGCUUGGUAAUGCGUUGAUGCAGGAUCCAUCCAUGUCUGGCAUGCUUGAGAGUUUGUCAAACCCUGCUCAGAAGGAGCAAAUUGAAGAACGAAUGGCACGCAUCAAAGAAGACCCAUCGCUGAAACCGAUUUUGGAAGAGAUAGAGAGCGGGGGACCAGCUGCAAUGAUGAGGUAUUGGAAUGAUCAAGAAACACUGAAGAAAAUUGGUGAAGCAAUGGGUUUUGCUGCUGGGGGAGAGGGUGCUACCUCUUCCGCAAUACCUGGGACCGAUGAAACCGAAGAGGCUAAUGAAGAUGAAUCUGUUGUUCACCAGUGUGCUAGUGUUGGUGAUGCAGAGGGCUUGAAGGCUGCACUAACUGCUGGUGCUGAUAAAGACGAAGAAGACUCAGAAGGAAGGACGGCAUUGCAUUUUGCUUGUGGAUAUGGCGAGGUGAAGUGUGCUCAGAUUCUUCUGGAAGCUGGGGCAAAGGUUGAUGCCUUGGACAAGAAUAAGAAUACUGCUCUUCACUAUGCUGCUGGAUAUGGUAGGAAGGAGUGUGUCGCGCUGCUGCUAGAGAAUGGAGCCGCUGUAACUCUCCAAAACUUGGAUGGUAAGACACCGAUCGAUGUGGCCAAACUCAACAACCAGCAGGAGGUCCUGAAGCUGCUCGAGAAAGAUGUGUUUCUGUGAACUGGGGAGGGAUGUCACAGGGUUUUAUUGUCGAGCCACAGUAUUUUGAGGAACUAAGGGGUCUUAUUCAUGGUUGAUUUGCUUCUUAAGUUAUCUUUGCUGGUGUAUCAUUUAUAGUUUUGGUGUUUUUCUAAGAAUUGCCUGUUCAAAAGAUUCCUGUUUUUUUUUUUGUAUUUGUAACAUCGUUAUCACCAAUGUUACAUUAACUGUCAACUAUUUUUUUCGAAUUGUCUAUCAAACUUCCGUA